Molecule: messenger RNA, 804 nt
Organism: Tetrahymena thermophila SB210
Lineage: Eukaryota; Ciliophora; Oligohymenophorea; Hymenostomatida; Tetrahymenidae
Exons: 4
Source: RefSeq, a predicted model, not a curated record
AUGAAGAAAGUAGUUAAGAGAAUAGAUUAACCCAUUAUUUUCACUUACAAUGUUAUGCUUAAUGUAUAUAAAAACUUUGGUUAAAAGCAUUUCGAACAUAUCGAAAACCAUUUAAGCAAGUAGACUAACAUGAAGGCGAUUGUUCUCCCCAUUAUCAGCUACCCUGAAGAUUCCAUCGAAAGCAGAGCCAAGCAAGCUUCUUAAAAAAUUCCAGAACUCUUAAGCAAACAUAAAGCUGAUAAGGCUCACAUUAUUUCUUACAGUACUUCUGGUGUUGAUAUGAGAUACUUGAUUUCUGAAUUCUAAGGAAGUUAAUACAUUUCUUCUCUUUCUACUAUUGCUUCUCCUCACAAGGGUGCUAAGGUUAUUACUGCUUAUGAGAGAAAGCUCAUUUUUGACCAACAUUUAUAAGCUAUAUCAAGAUUAGUAGGUUUAGACAUCUCUUCUUUCUAAGAAUAUCGUCCUACAAAUAUUAGAGAUUUCAACACAUUUGUUUUAAAUAACCCUAAAGUUUAAUACUUCACUGUUGGAGGUGAAAAAAUGGCCGCCCAAUGUGCAGACUCUUUAAAAUCUUCUAAUGGUGCUUUAUUUAGUGAAUUUAACGGAACAUCAGGAGCACCCAUUGAUAAUGAUGGUGUUUUCUGCUUUGAUGAAGUUCAAUGGGGUACCCAUCUUUUAAAUUUUGAAGCUGAUCACUCUGAUUUAGUUGGUUUAGGUCGUGGAAACUUUAGAUAUGAAUAAGUUAUCGAUUUAUUAAUUUAAAAUAUACGCUACAAUUUCGGUACUCCAAUUGGAGAGUAAUGA